Molecule: messenger RNA, 1860 nt
Organism: Fragaria vesca subsp. vesca
Lineage: Eukaryota; Viridiplantae; Streptophyta; Magnoliopsida; Rosales; Rosaceae
Product: probable GMP synthase [glutamine-hydrolyzing]-like
Exons: 5
Coding region: 82-1212 (376 amino acids)
Biological process (GO): base-excision repair
Molecular function (GO): DNA-3-methyladenine glycosylase activity
Source: RefSeq, a predicted model, not a curated record
CUUCAUCAUCAUCAUCAUCGUCCCCUCCUCUGCUCCCAAUAAUUUGUAGCACCAAGGCCAACAUUCAGUUCAUCACAAAAUAUGUGUUCCUCUAAACCAAGAUUGCAGCAAAGUCCUAGUGUUACUCCAACAACACCAAAAACCAAUCCCCGCUUGGUUCUUCAGCCAACUGAUAACCAAUUUCCAAGCUUGGAACAUAGGAAGUUCCUCAAAAAGGCCAACCAUGAAUCCCUUAUUCCACCUCCUUUGCUAUCACCACUGCCUGCACCAAAAACUAAGCCCACCAUCUCUCCUCCCAUCUCUCCCAAGAUACCUUCGCCUCGACAACCAGCACUUAAGAGAGGAAAAGAACAUAAUGAGCUCAAUUCUAGUCUUGAGAAGUUGGUUCUCACACCUAAGUCAACAAUUAAGUUGACUAGUUCAGUGAAAAAGUCAAAGAGAUCAAGUGUUUCAGGUGCAGCUUCUGCUGAAAAUGUAAUGAAAAAUAUAUCAUCUUUGAUAGUAGAGGCACCAGGAAGCAUAGCAGCUGCAAGGAGGGAGCAAGUUGCAACAAUGCAAGAACAACGAAAGUUGCGAAUUGCUCAUUAUGGAAGAACAAACUCUGCAAAGUUUGAAGGGAAAGUGGUGCCUCUUGAUUCUUCAGCUACCAAUGUUGAGCAAAAGAGAUGCAGUUUUAUCACACCAAAUUCAGACCCUCUAUAUGUUGCUUACCAUGAUGAAGAAUGGGGAGUUCCUGUUCAUGAUGACAAUUUGUUGCUUGAAUUGUUACUGUUGACCAGUGCUCAAGUAGGAUCAGAUUGGAGUUCAGUUCUGAGGAAAAGGCAGGCUUUGAGGGAGGCAUUUUCAGGGUUUGAUGCAGAAGCUGUGGCUAAAUUUAAUGAAAAGAAGAUAACUUCAGUCAGUGCUGAUACUGGUACUGAUAUAAGCUUGAUUAGAGGAGUUGUUGACAAUGCUAAAAGAAUUCUUGAGAUUAAGAGGGAAACUGGGUCAUUUGACAAGUACUUGUGGGGAUUUGUGAAUCACAAGCCUAUUUCCACCCAAUACAAGUCAUGCCACAAGAUCCCUGUGAAGACUUCCAAAUCAGAGUUCAUAAGCAAAGCCAUGGUGAAGAAGGGUUUUAGGUUUGUAGGCCCCACUGUCAUACACUCAUUCAUGCAAGCUGCUGGCCUCACUAAUGACCACUUGAUCACUUGCUCAAGGCACCAACUAUAGAUGAUAAUGAUGAUAAUACAAAUGUGUGGCAUAUAUAUUAGACUGUAACCCAAUAAGCAGGGUAGGCUUAUUAUCUAACUCUAGGUAUUGGCUUUGUAACGGGAAUGUAAUCCUUAGAAAAAGUGUGUUGAAGGUAGAGAGGGGAAGAUAGAGCAAGGAAGACAAGGAGCAUGUGCAGGUGGGUUAGGCUAGGGCAAGUGAAGUAUUUGAUCCCAAUAGCUUUCAUUGCUUGUUGUGGCCACCACACCCACCACCUCUAUUAUUUGCUUGCUUUUGAAAGAUUGUGAAGAAUAAUCAGUGCAGGUAGGACUGUCCAUGGACCAUGAUCAAUCCCUUAUAUUCAUCAUCAUCCCUUUCAGCUUGGAUUGGAUCAAAGUGUUGUCAAUUCUUGAAUGAAAGGCUUCAUGUGCAAGCAGAGAGACAUAGAAUUGAGACACCAAAGUUGUUUCAUAUCAUUAUUAGAUUCAUCAUACAAUGUCCUUGCUUGUAAAAUCUAACCUGUGGGAAAUUUGUAUCACCAAAAUUGAUGUCUAAGUUUGGUUUUUUGGUUAUUGUUCUAUCCCUCUCAUUAUAUGUAUAGUUGUAUACUUAUCCAAGCAUCUUCUCCAUGUGCUCAAUGAUAUCUUUUCUACCUUUAGCCUUUGUGCA